AUGGGAAUGAUCCGUUAUUAUGCUUAUCCUAUGCGUCCUCCCGACCCACACGACAAUGCAUUUGAAUAUAUGCUUAGCUCUGAUAUGGAUCAUAAUCUGGCUUUAAUCGGAUCCGUACCACACAAUGGCAUAAAGCAAAUCAGAAUUCAUUAUUUGUUGAAAUUAAUUUCAGUUACAAAUACUUUAAAUGAAAUUCAAUAUAACUUUACAUUUCUUGACAAGUUUUUAACUCGACUUCGAGACUAUAACUUGAAACCAGGGUUUGAAAUAAUGGGAAACCCAUCGAAUAUUUUUAAUGAUUUCGAGAACCGAACUCAAGUUCUUCAGUGGAAAGAUUUAGUCAAACAAUUGGUCACUCGUUAUAUAAAAAUGUUUGGAAGAGAUUACGUAAAACAAUGGAGUUUUGAGUCUUGGAAUGAGCCGUCCAUUGAAUUCAAAAACCAUUUCAAAGAUAACAUAAAAGUCACUCAAAAGGGUUUCCUUAACUAUUAUGACGCCUGUUCUCUAGCGCUUCAAGAAGUGGACACAGACUUGAUAUUUGGAGGACCCGGUGAUCAUUGGCCGAAGAACAUCACUAACGGUCCAUUUGUUAUCGAUUUAAUAAAACAUUUCAUCAAUGGUUCAAAUUAUUUGAGUGGAAAGAAGGGCGACAUUAAGUUAGACUUUAUAUCAUUGCAUGAAAAGGGAAAUAAAGGCCAAUCGUCUUAUACGGACCAACUCGAAGAUAAAGCGCUCAACGAUAUGGCCAAUGAGUUUCCAUCUCUCAAACAAAUACCAUUUGUUGAAAAUGAAGGCGACCCUGAAGCCGGUUGGAAUCUGAACAGGACGUGGAGGGCGGACAACAGAUAUGCCGCAACUGUUGCUCAAGUGUUGGCCCGACAUAUAUAUAAAUAUAAUCACACAAACAAACUAUCUCUCUAUGCUUUCGAUAAUGGAUUCUUAAGUUUCUAUCCGUUUCAGUUCACACAACGAACACUAUUGGCCCGGUAUUGCACCCAAACAUAUCCCAUACACUGUUAUAAUGUGUCGAUUCUUAAAGACCAGAAUAUACCGGAAUUUGAUGAUAGUAUAUCAUCUGAUGAGUGGAAAUGGUCUCAAUAUAUUAUGGAUAAUAAUCACACCAAUCCUUUUAAUGUAUGGACUCAACACAAUUGUCCCGAUUAUCCAACAGAACAACUAUUUGCACAAAUGAGAGAACAGGAGGAGCCCUAUAUUGAAACAAUAUUUGGAGCCAUACUUUUGACAUUGCAUUUCCUGAUAACAGACAUUAGGGCUAUAUAUGUGACAAACAAUUCAGUUGUACUCAAUUGGCAAACACCUAACACCAGGAUCCGAGUGAUCGACUUCUGGGGUCGAAAAAGUCCGUUUUCACAUCAUUUCCACUGCAAUAUGCAUUCAAUUAAAAAUAUUUAG
Molecule: messenger RNA, 1413 nt
Organism: Medioppia subpectinata
Lineage: Eukaryota; Metazoa; Arthropoda; Arachnida; Sarcoptiformes; Oppiidae
Source: the annotation of a GenBank genome assembly